AUGACAAAUUGGAUUGGUUUGAAUGAGGUCGGUAUUGAUGGUGGCGGAAUUUUCAGAGAAUUUCUAACCGAACUGAUUCGAACUGGAUUUGAUCCUGACAGAGGCUUCUUCAAAUACACCCAUGACAGGCUCUUGUAUCCGAACCCAUCCUCCGUGCAACUAUAUCCUGAUUCUUAUUCGCAGCAUUUCUUCUUUCUCGGACGAGUUGUUGCUAAGCUGAUUUACGAGAAACAAAUGGCUGAGAUCCGUUUCGCUGAAUUCUUUGUGUCGCAACUUCUGGGCAAGCGCCAUGCUGAUCUCGAUCUGCACCAUCUGAAAUCGUAUGAUCCAGCUAUAUACAAGUGA
Messenger RNA from Ostertagia ostertagi, 345 nucleotides. Lineage: Eukaryota; Metazoa; Nematoda; Chromadorea; Rhabditida; Trichostrongylidae. The record is from the annotation of a GenBank genome assembly.